Messenger RNA from Salvelinus fontinalis (brook trout), 8888 nucleotides. RefSeq names its product smoothened, frizzled class receptor (gene smo). The record is from RefSeq and is a predicted model, not a curated record. NCBI's taxonomy places the organism in Eukaryota, Metazoa, Chordata, Actinopteri, Salmoniformes, Salmonidae. The coding region runs from base 3181 to 5676 and encodes 831 amino acids. Gene Ontology annotation, cellular component: plasma membrane; cilium; dendrite. Gene Ontology annotation, biological process: central nervous system development; smoothened signaling pathway; positive regulation of smoothened signaling pathway. Gene Ontology annotation, molecular function: patched binding; transmembrane signaling receptor activity. The transcript has 12 exons.
GAUGAGGACAUAGGGGUUGAGGUAGCGUGAGAGAAAAUGACACAUGGAUAUAGGCAUAAAUGGCUACUGAACUGCAACCUCUUUAUAAUCUUCAAUAGGACCAUUGUGACAACAGGUUACACAGCUCCAUGUUCUAUUACUGCAGCAAGUAGUAUCAAGUGAAAGCAUGGCUGUGUACGCUAUCCACAAAGACUAAAUGUGUGUUCUAUAGUCAAUCAGUUUAACAAAUGUAUUUUGUUUUAUUGUCUAAUCUGCAGUUUCACAGAUUGUACCAGCCAGGGUUGCAAUACUUAACAAAAGUGUAGUAUGGUCUUGCUACUGCCCACAAUACAACAUGUUGAAUUAGAAACACAGGGGAAAUUAUAAGUGAGUUGAGUGUAUUUAUAUUUUUAGAUGUUCAUGAUUUGGUUGCAAACACUGAAGUUCAUUCCAGGCUAGUUGGGGCUGAAAGUCUAAUAUAGCUGUGAACAGUCAGAUGUAAAACAUUAAAAUGGUUCCUCUCCACCCCGUUUGGCGAAUGAAAACCUGAGCUUAGAUGCAUUCCUGGCCUGAAAUCUGAUGUGCCUGGGCUUGGGAGCACACACAAUCCUGCAUGUGAAGCACUUCUACUCCAUACACCUUUCUGCUUUGUGCACAUGGCCCUGCAGUUGUUUUAACUAAUUGCAUGAACUAUAACAUUAUAGGCCUACAGGCCAGGUGUUCAUAAUGUCAGUGUUAAGGGGAAGUUAUUCAGAGGCAGGCAUUGAGACAUCAGCGACAGUGUGUUCUGUAGGAAGGCUCAGGUUCAUUAACACACAGGACUUAGGCACAGUCCCUACUACUAAUAUGUAUUCCAGGGGACAUUCUGUUACACAGACCAUUAUGAAAUGAGAAGUCACAUUGGCACUUUUCUCUCUGCUGUAAUAACUGACCUGUAGAUGUGAGUCUGUCUCUCUCUUCUGGUGCGUGCGCGCGCAGAGAAAGCAAGAGAGAUUUGGCCGGGCGCUCCAGUGAGGGGCCCACGUGCUCUGUGUGUGGUCCUGGUCUCUCCCUGACUCAUUCUCAGACAGCCAUGUUGCUGUGGGUUUUAAGGAGGCCCAAUGCUUCACUCAGAGAAAACGAUGGGGGAACAUGGAGCCCCCCUCAUUCAUACAGCACAGGACAAAAACAAAACAUCCAGUGUCAUUUCAACCAGCAGGAGGUAGGCUGUUGGAGCAUUACAUCUAAUACACUGCCCCAUAAUGGUCAGGUUAGAGAGAGGCUUUUGAUCACAUCACAAGCAUGAAGAGGAUUGUUUGAGACUGUAUGGUGUUCUGUCUAUGUGAAUGAUGAAACAUUCAUUAAAUCUACAGUGUGGCUGUCCCAUUGGUUGAAAUAGACAGAAUCUUAAAUCUGACCAAUGUCAGUCACUUAUGGCUUAAUUUACAGUUAACUUAUAAUCAACCUCUGGAACUUUUCUUGGUCAGUUUGAGGGCUCAUUCGGGUGAAGAGCAGUGCUACCUUAACUGGGAGAGAGAAUCCACAUUUCCAUUAUGAGGGUCUCCUAGGAAACUGAAUUAAUAUGGACUGCAAGGAAAUAAACAAGACAAACUUUUUUUCAACAUCCAAAAUGCCAUGAAGUUAUAAAUUGUUUCUAAUUCCACCAGGCCAUCCCAUUCCCCAACCAACACCCAUACAGUAGGCUGCAUACUCAUUUAAAAAACUGUGCAAUUUAAGCAAAGAAAAUUACAAUCUUGUCUGAUCUUUUAGAAUCAAAGUAGCCUAAGGAGUGGAUAAUUUACUUGUUUAUGUCCACGACAACAAACUUUCCCUGAGUGGCUACUGGCAUGCCACUGGCGGAUAAACUCGCAGUUACCAUUUUUGUGGUGGUGAAUGAACAGUCUUUGGAGUGGGCUGACAAAGAAAUAUAGCCUACUGUGUUCGCAUAAUCACUAAGAUUUAAAUUGUAUGGCAAAGUGAGGCUCUAGUUUAUUCACAGAUUUGAAGUACUUUUGAAGAGACUACUGAAAUGCUUGUUCACACCAACAUAACUGAUCAGUCUAUGAUUGCAAAUCUACUAAUUCUUAACAGCAACAAGUGCAAAUAUAGGAGGUAGGGUCAGAUGUAAGUAGUGGAGGACAGUAUGGGUCUUUUGAGAUCUUUCUUUACUUGUUUUUGGAAAUGAGCAAAGUGAGUGUCUUACUGGUACUCCAGUUAUGUAGCCAAGCUAUCAUUGCUCAUUGUGUAUAUAUUCCUUGUGUUACUAUUUUUUAAAUAUGAUUUGUUUUAUUUAUUGUAUUCUGCAGUGUUGGUAAGGGCCCAUAAGUAAGCGUUUCACUGUCUACACCUGUUGUUUACGAAGCAGGUGACAAUACCAUUUGAUUGUGAUUGAUUUGACAAAUGUGUUAUGUCAGAAAUAAAGGCUCUAAAUGAACGGACGAUUAAACAAACAAGCAUACGAAAUAAAGGUACACAGAUGGCUUUUCUACUGCAGUCUGUCCUAGCAGGAGAGAGAUUGUUUUUGGUAUUCCUAUAAGGCAUAGUCUUACCCAUGGAGAGGGGGAUGGGAUGAGAGCGUUUUGUUACUUUGGCUCUCCCCCACCAUGUGCAUACCAGAGGCAGAACAAAAUAGCAGACACGACUGCAAGCGAGAAAAACAAAGACCAAACUCCAUUAGACACAUCGCAGAAUUCUAUAGGAAUCCCCCAAAACGGCCUUUUUUUGGGAUAGGCCUACACAGAUCAAAUGAAAAUAGUUUUUUCAGCAAAAGAGGGGAAAGUGGGAGCGCGAGGGGGAUGGAGCGCGUAGACUAGAGAUCAUGUUACAGUUUCAGACUUUUCACGGCAAGUUGUGGGGGAGGGUGGAUCUGUUACUUUGAUUUCUUUUUAAUAGGCAUAUCCAACAAAAACAGCGGAAGGAAUAGUUCCACUUGAUUUUAAUUGAAUAUCAUGCAUUUUUCGUUUUUUGGUGGCGAUCGGAUUGUGUGUAGGGAAUUCCAGUGAUAAAUUAAGGAUUAUACGACAACAUGCUAAAUGAAAAAGUUCGGGACUGCGUGAAAACUGGGAAAACGUUUCGUUUCAUUGUAUCAUAAUGUUACAUUCGGCAUCAAAUGAACAAGAGCACUUCGUGCUAUUUUUAUUAACGGUUACUUCUAAGAUUACUGGAAUACAAAGUAUAAUUUUUUCAUUCCUGGAAACAAAGUUGCACCGUUGAAUCUCCAAGAUGUCUUCCCAUGGCUGGAGUGCCAUUGUUGGUGUGUUGGGGAUGCUUUGCGUUUGGGCUGCCUCCUUUCAGGCUACUCAUGCGGUAACGGUACAGAGAAACGAAACAAUUUUCAAUGAUUUCUGCAAGAAAACUACAACAUGUGAAGUGCUGAAGUAUAAUACCUGUCUUGGGUCCCCACUACCGUACACGCACACGUCUCUUGUCUUGGCUGAAGACUCAAGUACCCAAGACGAAGCAUUUGAGAAGUUGGCCAUGUGGUCUGGUCUGAGGAACGCCCCUCGCUGCUGGGCGGUCAUCCAGCCCCUGCUGUGUGCCGUCUACAUGCCAAAGUGUGACAACGGGCAGGUGGAGCUUCCCAGCCAGCACCUGUGCCAGGCUACGCGUCGCCCCUGCAGCAUCGUGGACCAGGAGAGGGGCUGGCCCAACUUCCUCAAGUGUGAGGAGACGGACAAGUACCCCAUGGGCUGCACGAACGAGGUGCAGAAGCUGAAGUUCAACACGUCGGGACACUGCGAAGCCCCCCUGGUGAAGACAGACGUUCAGGCCAGCUGGUACAAAGAUGUGGAGGGCUGCGGCAUCCAGUGCAACAACCCCCUGUUCACCGACGAGGAGCACUCGGACAUGCACGCCUACAUCGCUGUGUUCGGCACCGUCACCCUGCUCUGCACCUUUUUCACUCUGGCCACCUUUCUGGCGGACUGGAAGAAUUCAAACCGUUACCCCGCCGUCAUCCUCUUCUACAUCAAUACCUGUUUCUUCAUGGGCAGUAUCGGCUGGCUGGCUCAGUUCAUGGAUGGAGCUCGCAAAGAGAUCGUGUGUAAGAGUGACAACACCAUGCGUUUAGGGGAGCCCUCGUCUACCGAGACUCUGUCGUGUGUCAUCAUCUUCAGCCUCGUCUACUACUCCCUGAUGUCUGGGGUGAUCUGGUUCGUCAUGCUGACCUACGCCUGGCACACGUCCUUCAAGGCCCUGGGCACCACCCACCAGCCCCUGUCGGGCAAGACCUCAUACUUCCACAUGGUCACAUGGUCCGUCCCCUUCAUCCUCACUGUGGCUAUUCUAGCCACUGCUGAGGUGGACGGAGACUCUGUCAGUGGGAUCUGUUUCGUGGGCUAUAAGAACUACCGCUACCGUGCUGGCUUUGUGUUGGCUCCCAUUGGAGUUGUGCUUGUCAUUGGUGGCUAUUUCCUCAUACGAGGAGUCAUGACGUUGUUCUCCAUCAAGAGUAACCAUCCAGGUCUUCUGAGUGAGAAGGCAGCGAGCAAAAUCAACGAAACAAUGCUAAGACUUGGUAUAUUUGGGUUCCUGGCGUUUGGCUUUGUCUUAAUCACGUUUGGCUGCCACUUCUAUGACUUCUUCAACCAGGCUGAGUGGGAGAAGAGCUUCAGAGAAUAUGUGUUGUGCGAGGCCAAUGUGACGAUCGCUCAUCAGACCAACAAGCCGAUCCCAGAAUGUACUAUCAAGAACCGUCCCAGUCUACUGGUGGAAAAGAUUAAUCUGUUCUCCAUGUUCGGCACGGGCAUCGCCAUGAGCACCUGGGUGUGGACCAAGGCCACUAUCCUCAUCUGGAAACGCACCUGGUGCAAGGUUAUCGGCCGUAGCGACGAUGAGCCCAAGAGGAUAAAGAAGAGCAAGAUGAUAGCCAAGGCCUUCUCCAAGCGCAAGGAGCUCCACAAAGACCCGGAGAAGGAGCUGUCCUUCAGCAUGCACACUGUCUCCCAUGACGGGCCAGUAGCUGGCAUCAACUUUGACCUGAACGGGGAGCCAUCCAACGAGAUGUCUUCAGCCUGGGCCCAGCAUGUCACCAAGAUGGUGGCCAGGAGGGGCGCCAUUCUACCGCAGGACAUCUCUGUCACCCCUACAGGGACACCUGUUCCACCGCCAGAGGAGAGGAACAAGCUGUGGAUGGUGGAGGCGGAGAUCUCCCCUGAGAUGAUGAAGAGGAAGAAGAAGAGGAAGAAGAGGAAUAAGGAGACGCGUCCUCUGGAGGAGCUGGCCGAACACCAGGGCUACCGUCGGCGAGAGUUUGGCACCAGCUCGGUGCCACGGCUACCCAAGCUGCCCGGCCACAGGAGCCUGGUGGCCAAUCUGAGGCAGCACCAGGAGGAAGCUGAGGACGUCCUUCCAGGCUCUUACUCUGAGUUUAGGCCCUCUCAUCCCCUGCCCUACCAGGAGAGGUACGGAGGAGCCCUGGGGGCAUCCUCUAGCCAGAGGAGCAGGUACCCUGACCUCAACCCCCUCUCCCUCAGCGACCUGCCAGAGGACCUCGGCCUGGGGCCUCGCUGCCGCCCCCAACAACCACCCCCCUCCUUCUGGCAGCCCAAUGGAGCGUUCCACUACUCCGGGGAGGUGGCGCCUAUGGCAGGGGUGUCUGGGAGGACAGACUACGUGGGGAGGUCGCAUGGGGGUCAAAGGAGGGCGGAGUGGGGGCAGAUCCACUCUAGAACCAACCUGAUGGAGGAGGAGCUUAUGGAUGCUGACUCUGACUUCUGAGAGCGACCAUGUGUGGUUGUGGGGUUUUCUGUUUUUUUUACAGACUGUGAGAGAAAAGUGCUGGAUACUUACACUUAUGGUGCUCUUUUGUCACUGCCCAACAGUCAAGAUGAAACAGGACUCAAGUCAAGUUAAUUGGUCAGAUCUGUCUUAUUUAAAGGGAAGGGCUAAAGGAGAACUUAUCAGGCCAAGGGUGAGUUUCAUAAAAGCUUCUUGGCUUAUAUCCCACUGGGCACGAACUGGUUGAAUCAACGUUGUUUCCACGUCAUUUCAACCCCCCAAAAUCUGUGUGAUGACGUUGAAUCAAUGUGGAAAACUGAUUGUAUUUUAAACAAGUCAUCAACGUAGGGGCAUUUCGUAUUUCUUUCACCCAACCUUUAAGCUAAAUCCAAUGAAAUGGUGACAUUUGUUGUUGAUUUCACAUUGAAUUCACGUUAGUUAACAACUCAACCAAAUGUAAAUCAAAACUAGACGUUGAACGGACUUCUGUGCCCAGUGGGGUGGCUCUGAAUUUCUCUUAACAAAUCACAGUAGCUACAGUUUCAUAAAAAUGUGUUUAAAAAUCUAUAGCUGCGUUUAGACAGGCAGCCUAAUUCUGAUAUUUUUACCACUAAUUGGUCUUUUGACCAAUCACAUCAAAUCUAUUCACAUCACAUAUUUUUCAGAGCUGAUCUGAUUGGUAAAAAGACCAAUUAGUGAAAAAAAUAUCAGAAUGGGUCUGCCUGUCUAAAUGAGCAAAAUUAAUUGAAUAAAGCACUUUUCUGUUCUACAAGUGGUCUGGGUCUAUAGUUGUGGAGAGAAAUAGUACCUCGUUAGCUACAGCUUUUGGGAAACGCCUCCCAGACUAGUCAAUGCUGUGUGAUUUACCGAAAAUCAUUCCACUUGUGGCAUUGGUCAGAAAACGGACAUGACCACCCAUGUUGCAACAACUAACUUCUGUUGUCAGAAACAUUUCAUUGAAUGAUGGCAGCAGAAGAGGCAGCUCAACUCAACUCAAAUUGGAUGAGGGUCACCAUCACCGACAUGAUCCCGGGUCACUAUCUCUUGGAUCAGAUAUCACUCUUGUUGAUUUCAGUCUCAUAGCCAAUCAUUCAUUAUAUGACUUCCAAGACUCUUCCAGGGAUCUUGUCGUUCCCUGAGUCAUUUCAUGCAUCUUAGGGUUCAUGUAAGUCGUGUAAAGUGGCUUCCUUGUCUCUUUUCCACGUCAUUGCUGACUUUAGAAAACUGGACCGGUGAAAACUAAUUCCAUGUAGGCGUUCUCCAUAUUGCUUUCAACUAGCCUGUGUUAAUAAACAAAAUAUGACUAGAUCUGUAACGAUGGAGAGGAAGCCACUUCAGAUGAUUGACAUGCAGCCUCAUCUGAUGCAGAAGCUAUCAGGCUCUGGAAGUUCAAUGUCUUUGUAUAUCAUCGUCAACUAGAAGUCUGUACUUUUGUCGCAGAAAUAUAGAACUGUUUUUAUAUUGCCUGGUGCAAUCACACAAAAGUGAGCUUUUUUCACCUGAGGAGAAAGAGAAUUGAUUAGGUUUUUAUACCAGUGGAAAUGAAAUACACCACUGAGUGGGAAUCAAUCACUUCAUUUCUUGAAAGUGUUCUUGCACAUGUUAGCUACAUCAGUUAAAUUGUUACGUUUUUAUUCUGUACAAUUGUAUUAAAAAGGGUUAUUUUUUUACUGUAGUAUGUAGUAUUUCCACAUGAUUUUUUACUUUAUUGUCAGCAGUGCUUGACUUGGACUGAAAUACAGUAGGUGCCGGUACUCAUUUUACAUGCUGGUACUGUUUUUAUUUAGGUGCAGGAGCUCCACAAUACUUUUCAGCUAAUAUUCUAUAAGAAGAACAGGAGCUCAAGCAGUAGAAAAAUGUGAGGUGCCGGUACUCAGCUCCGGUGAGCUCCUGCCCAGGUUAAGCAUACGUGUAGACAACCUUGGCUAUACUUUGUUGAGUUUUCUGUGUUUUUAUUGUGCUAUGCAUUGCGUCAUGUUGUCCUAGAGUUGAGCAAAACACCUUUAUUCUCUUUGCUUGUAAUUAUCUGCUACAAUUUCUAAAUGCAUGCUUCUUGUGCUUCUCUCUCUAUGUGUAGUGCACCUAUUCAUUUAUUGGGACCUAGGACGCAGUGGAGGCUGCUGAGGGGAGGAUGGCUCAUAAUAAUGGCUGGAAUGGAGCAAAUGGAAUGGCAUCCAGCCAUUACCACAAGCCUGUCCUCCCCAAUUAAGGUGCCACCAACCUCCUGUGCAAGGAUGCAGCAUACUUGUACAAGUCUAAGUUGUUAUACUGUAUGUUUGGUUGGUUUUCCCUGCUGAGGUACAUUACAGAUUUGCUCAGCAAAAGGGAAACGUCACUGAAGCUCGUGAUGUAGUUGUACCGAUGCUGUAACCAAAGUAAUUUAGUAUUAGUGUCUUUGCGUCACACUCACAGCAGAAUAAAGAUGGUGCCAAACUACAGAUGUAGAAUCUUAAUGUGAUCAACCUGUUGCAGGAGAAAUUUUAAACUUGUACUGCAUUUGAGGUUUAAAACGGCUUCUGAAGUUUGUAAUUUCCACUUUGACUUGAUUUUUGCUUACGAAAAAUGGAUCAACCGCUACAAAAAUUGUCAUUAAUUAUAAUCCACAUAAUAACUCACAUUUCCUGUUGCUGCAGGAUUAUGUUUCUGCUGUAGCAAACUGGCUCAAAUUAAGAUCCUACAUCUGUAGUGUCAAUGUUAUGAUAGUCCUAUUAGCUAAUGUGUAUCAGAGAUUAUUUAUCAAAUGUCCAUGUCUGGAAGAUAAAUUAAGCAAGCUGUAAAGCACUGCAAUGAAAAUAACACUGUAACAUUUGUUUAAUAGAUUUGGACAUUUCUUGCACCAUCAGUGCAAACGAAUGUAAUUUCCGUUAAAAAAAUGUUUUGUGAAAAGACAUAAGGGAUCUCUCAAGUGUAUAUGACAUCAACUGUAAUAUUUCUCAUGUUGGAUACUGACCAGCUAGUUUAUUCCAGGGGAAAUUAACCCUGCUAUACUUUUUGAGGUAUUGUGAACAUUCUCAGAGCUUUCUUUUGCUGUCAAAGAUAAAAAUACAGUCCAUCUCUUUGUGGGUUCUUUAUAUUGGCAAAAUCCAUUUCCCUAUUGUCUGUGUAGCUUACUGCUGUUUCUCUCCAAAAUCAUAUCUUGAACACAGAAUUGUAUUACUUUGAUCAUGAAGCUGUAUUUUUGUAUAAUUAUGUAAAUAAAAGGAAACCUAGAA